Molecule: messenger RNA, 4312 nt
Organism: Nicrophorus vespilloides
Lineage: Eukaryota; Metazoa; Arthropoda; Insecta; Coleoptera; Silphidae
Gene: cnk
Exons: 10
Coding region: 126-4208 (1360 amino acids)
Molecular function (GO): protein binding
Source: RefSeq, a predicted model, not a curated record
AUGACAGUUCAACCUGGUUUAACUGAACUGUUAUGACUGGUGGAACAAAAAUGUCAAAUCUGAACUGUAUUUACAAAAUCCAAACAAGAGGAAUUUAGCAGAAAGUAGUCAAUGAAACGAACGAAAUGGCUUAUGUGAAUGUAAAAGAUUGGUCUGUUGAGCAAGUGACAGAGUGGUUGAAAGGUCUAGACAAUAGCAUAUCACAUUACACUCAAUCCUUUUUAAACAAUGGAGUUAAUGGACAACAGCUACUCAACAUUCGUUUAGAUGAUUUGGAGCAUUUGGGUGUUAAGAUUCUGGGACACCAAGAAAUUAUCAUUGAAUCAAUUGUGCAACUUCGAAAUAUACACUAUGAGCUUGACAAAGAAAAUUUACAAUUGCUUGCACUUCGACUCUCAUGCACAGCAAAUUCACUCAACAAGGAAUUACAAUACAAUGAUAAUAAUACAACUGUAGUGCAAAUGCAAACCUUAUCUGAUGUACACAAUGUUAUAAAAACUAUAAAACCAAUAGUUUAUUGGCUCAAUAGAUCACCUUUUGCUGAUAAUGUAGAAUAUACUGAACUAAAAAAAGAGCUUUUAAUGUUGGGACUUGAGAUGGCAACGCAAGGAAAUCGUGGUAAAUUUUCUGAACAACCAAACCAAUCAAUUAGAGAUAACUGUGAGAAACUGGCUAAACUUGCUGAUAAAAUUAUUCAAGAUAGUUUUGAUCCAAUUAUAUUACAACCAGCUACAUUAGAUUUAACAACCUUAAAGAAAAAAGAACAAGAUUUAGGAUUUUCAGUGCUACCCAGUUACAAUUUAGUACAUCAAAUUGCUGAUAUCAAAUUUGGAUCUCCAGCACAAUUAAGCAAGAAAAUUGAUGAAGGUGAUGAGAUUAUUCAGAUUAAUUAUCAAACAGUAAUUGGUUGGGAAACAAAGAAAGUGCUUUUGUUGAUGCAAGAACCUCCAACUGAGAUUGUGUUGACUCUUAAGAAAAGGCCAAGACAUACUAAAGUCUAUGGGCAGAUUUAUAUGAAACCAUAUAGAUUGCCAAGUAAAAAGAAAGCUGAAAAGAGGUGGUAUGAAAAUUUGCCAUCACCACAAUUACUACAAAAUUAUGUGCUACCACAAAUCCCAAAGAUAACACCGAUUAUGGACAAUAUUGAAUCAGAUAGUGGUAGCGAAUGCGAAACUCCUGACAGUCCUUUGGAGAACAGUGGUAGAAUGAUACCAUUUAAGCCAAGGUCAGUUUUACAAAGGAGAAACACCAUUACAGGAGCCACACCUACUAAUAAACAAUCUUCACACGAAAUUGAACAGUAUUGGAAGUUGUUGAAAAAUGAGGCAAAGACGACUCACGCUAGUUCGUACAACUUGCCAACAGACAAAUUCGAGGAAGAUCCGAUGUAUUUAAGAGAUAAAAGUGUAUCGUGCAGUCACGGAUUGGAAUUGGGUGAACGGCCGACGACGGUGAUUGGACUGACGCACAACCGUAAGAAUAGUUUCAAGACUGAUUUUCCCGAAAAGAUUAAGAAGAAUGUGAAUUUCGAUGACACCAAAAUAAUAAUAAACGACAUAUCAGAGCUAAAAGUGGACGACAGAAAGAGCAUUAGCACAACGUCUUUGAGUAGCCUCAAGGACGAAACGAUUGAUUUCAUUGAUGAAGCCGAAGAUCUUCAAGAUCGCAGCAAAAUGACCCUGGACGUUGAUUUGAUAGAUACUAAUAAAUGCGUCAAAGAAAUUGUAAGUUGCAAAACUAAAUUGAAUAAGAGUCCGUUGAAGGACACGGUUCUAGAAGACGUCCAUAUUGACAAUAUUAUUAUGAAGUUUGAGGUUGUUGACAAGCCAAAAAAAUUGUCUAAAAAAGUGCCUGUAGUACCGCAAAAGCCUAUUGUCUUCCCGAGGCCUCCAAAGAGUAGAGGGAAAUUAGAUAAGAGUCAUAGCACUCCGGCUUAUGACUUGACUUCUGAGGAGGACAUUCCUAAAGAAUGUCCAUUAACUCCUAUGGACGAAAAUCCUAUUAAAUUAAGUGCAAUAGAAUUUCCAAGUAAUGUAGCUAAAGAAAAUCCGCGUCAAUUAACGCACAAGCUGUCUUUUCGCGAAGUAAACGAGCUUCCAAAAAUUCCACCCCAGGAUAUAGCUAAAUUUUCUCACCAAGAAAAAGCCACUAAACCAAUAGAAGUUACAUUUCCUCAACACGAUUCAUUAAAAUAUUUACAAGAUAAUAAAUCGAACAACGAAGACGAAUCCAUGAGCUUCUCUCAAAUAAGUGAACAGGAUUCAAAAAUAUCACAAUCGACUAUCAGAUAUGAAUUGGGUAUUCCAACAAUACAUAAAGUCAUCAAUUGCAAUUCACUUGCACUGGAAGUAAGGAAGAAGUCAGAUGUACCGCCAAAGCCUCCUCCUAGGACCAACAUCCCUGAAUCUUACAAGAGGAAAGUUCUACCGCCACCCGAGGCAUUAAACCCGAAAAUAGCAGAAGUCACAAUGCAAUUGAAAUUGAACGAAGCAUUAGAGGCCGCAGCUUCAAUAGAUUUUGAGCCAUCUGCUGUCAGUUCACCAAUCACUAAGCAGCCAAAAGAAGAUGUAUUAAAAAUUGAUACGAAAAAAUCUUCGCCCACAAAUAUAUUGGGUCGUGCAAUAAGCAAAAAUAAAUCCGCCAAAAAGAAAAACAGUUUACUGUUGAAAAGACGGAAGGUUAGCGUGAGUGAUGUAACUCCUGGUGAAAUACAGGGUUAUUUAUACAAGCGAUUAAGAAGUAAACAUAAUCAGAAUGUACAUUGGGAAAAAAGAUGGUUCGUGUUGAAUCAAAACUGUCUCUAUGGUUUUAAGUCGAAAGAAUCUCUAAAAGCCGAAUGUUACAUUUACCUUGCCGGAUUCACGGUUACAGAAGCAACGGAAGUAAAAUCACGUCCAUUCGCUUUUAAAGUAUACCACACAGGAACCGUUUUCUACUUUUCAGCUGAAAAUCAUGAAAUACUACUCUCUUGGACUGAAUCUAUAACCUCUGCAACUUUCAAUCCAGACGUGUCGAGGUCGACUGAUCAAAUUCUAUAUUCUGAAAGUGACAAUGAUUCAGAUACUGAAACCCCGAGCAAGUCUUCCACGUUAGAAAAGCCCAACGAUGGUAUUCGCAAGUUUAAUUCGCUGAAAAAAUUCACAUCGAAGAAACGUGAUUCAUCCGAUGGAAUCACGAGCUUAGAUCGAAAAUGGUUCUUCAACAAGUCAAGCAAUAAAAAGAACGCUCUUCCGGUUCCCACCGCUCAAUUCCGCUCUUAUCGAAAGGUGCCCGCUUCCACGACUUUCGGAAAUUUUACUUCACACAUAGCAAACUAUGGGGCGAAAUCUGAAAUACAUGACAAUAUUUCCAACUUAAGCAUGGAUUCAAUGUCACAAAUCAAUGAAAGCUACAAGUUGCAUUCGAGUAACGUUAGCCUAGAUACAGAGUACAAAUGUAAUUCCAGCUUAUACUAUGAUAGCUUUAAUCAAUGUAUGGAAAGCAACAAUACCCCUGAAAUGGUAUAUCCUAAGAAAACUCAUUUGAGGACAUCGUCCGACUGCAGUGAACCCAAAAAGGAAAGCUCUUGCUUCAGCAAGCGUUCAUCCUCAAUUAAAUCCGGAACUCAUUCUUUCAAUACUCCGAAGAACUCCAAGAAUCAUUCAUUGCCUCGCACACCGAAAUCUGCUGAACCGAACUUCGCCAGACACAAAUCGAAUUCGUCCAAAUCUCUUUCCAAAGAACUUUCACAGGGCAUGAUUUAUUGUCCUCAAACAACAAUGAACGAUGUCCAAUUUGCACAAAACAGAACACUAGACGGUAGAAAGUUCAAUGAAACACCGAAAUGCUUAAAACCAGCAAUGCAUUAUACACCAUUGGCUACUCCGCUCAGUCCAGAAGACAAGAGAUUCAACACCAAGUUUGAACUGAAUUUAGAUGAUCGGGCUGUUAGCAAUACCAGCAAAAGUAGUAAAUUUAGGCAGCUUUUCAUGAAGCAGGACAGCAAAAAGGAGAAGAGAUUGCCGAAAUUUAGUAAAAGUGAAGAUUUGGGCAUCUCUCCAGAUUCGAUCGUAGCUAGUUCAUAUUUGCCCGAAGUUUCAUAUUCUCAAGUCCAAAGUGCUCCACCUUCAGCAGAUUAUCCUGGAUUAGAAUAUCCGCCUGUAUUUAAAGCCGAGACAUACUCUUUAUCUAAUCCGCAAAGUACAUUGUUUCGAAAGCAGAAUAAGUAAAGCUAAAUUAUUCCUUCAUUGAACUAGUGAUAUGUUGAGUUAUAUUUUUAUUUUUUUUAUCUUAAUAAAAUAUGUUGAUUUUAUUAUGAUUCUUAAAAAUGUUA